AUGGUGAAGCUUCUGGUCGAGGCUGGAGCUAAUACAGAAGCUAAAUGCAAUGAUGGUUUUACCCCGGCGGAACUUCUACCUCGCCGUAAUCGUAUAAUUAUACAACAGCUUCUACGCAAACCUGAAUAUCAUUCGCCUAAUAACAUCACGACGUCCCUAGAUAUUACGAACGGACAACACAGAGAUAAAGGACAGCCAACCCCGGGAGAAAGCAUGGAUACCGAACAAGAGACUGCUCUGAAGCCACUAUACCCGAUCCUCAUCAAUGGGAACCUUCUCGAUCCUUCUGUUAAGCCGAAGGAGGACGCAUCGGGUACCAAUUACGUAUUAAUCCAAACCCACGAGAAAAAGCUUGGGACGUCAAAGAGACAGGAUCUAGCCGAUGCCAAUCUCGUGCCCCUCAAGUACGUCUCGAUGAACACACGUCUUUGCAGCUAUCCAGACGUUAGCUUGGCCAAGAUUCGCCAACUGGCUCCGGUCCUCUAUGCGGAUAUAUACCGCAAGGAGCUCAAAGUCUCACCUAUCCUUAAAGGUUCAGAAGAGGAAGUCGAAGUGGAUGUCAUAUUUCAUAACGAUGUGAACCUGAGCGCCGAAGACCUUCAGGAUCGAGUUGCAAAGGAAUCAGGUCUUAGCUUGCAGGAUAUCGAGUUCAGCGGACAAAAAGCACGAAUGACCGUACAGGGUACUCGUAUUGAUCGAAUUGCGGAAAUUGACCAAGUAUUCUGUAUAGAAGCAGGAAGCACGAUAGAGAACUGAGUUGAGCUGUCAACACAUUCAUUUUACACACUAAGAAAUAAACCUCUUAUGUAUUCAUAACGGAUACCUAGGCUAGGUAAGGUAGCUUCCUUUACACCCCUUCAAGUUCAUAUGCUUGGAGAAAACUGAACCAAAAUCAUAAAUAUGAAACCGUGAUCCUCAUACAUGCUUUCAUACAUAUCGUGA
Messenger RNA from Daldinia loculata, 942 nucleotides. RefSeq lists its product as uncharacterized. The record is from RefSeq and is a predicted model, not a curated record. The coding region runs from base 1 to 756 and encodes 251 amino acids. Lineage: Eukaryota; Fungi; Ascomycota; Sordariomycetes; Xylariales; Hypoxylaceae. The transcript is spliced from 2 exons.